Molecule: messenger RNA, 909 nt
Organism: Arabidopsis arenosa
Lineage: Eukaryota; Viridiplantae; Streptophyta; Magnoliopsida; Brassicales; Brassicaceae
Source: the annotation of a GenBank genome assembly
UCAACCAUGUAAAUUGGCAGGGAAGUCAUUGCUUCCUAGCAAAGACCAAGAAUGGACGCAUAUGCACUUUGUCGCGUGUUUAAGAAAAUAGUGAUUGAGGCGAAACCAAGGGAUCAACAUCAGCAGCAGCAUCAACCUUACGUCCAUACGAGCUCGAAUCUAAGCGGUAACUCGAGUUUUGACGUUUGUUCAGAUCUUGAAAUAAGUUCAAACGCACAUCAAGCUCUACCUUAUAAUAACGCUGCCGAUAUCCAAUCACGAUUUGGAAACGCAAACGCAAUCACUGAUCAUGAUAACUGGUCGCAGUACUUGUCACAAAACAUGCCUACGAGCUUUUCAGAUUAUGGAUCUCCUUAUGGACCAUACCUCACACAGUCAAAGGUGAAUACAGAAAUGGAAUGUGAGAUGUUGCAACAUCAAAUGUCACUGCCACCAUUGCGAGUAGAAAACUCGCCAGCUCAAACCAGCGAUUUCUCCAAGAGAAUGUAUCAAAACAGUGGUCAAAGCGGUUUCGACGACUUUACUUUCGCUGCAAGUAACUCCAACCAAUUCUAUAACAACAACGCUGAUGAUCAUUUAAUACACAUUGGAGAUCUCGAUGAUGGAAAUUCGACAUGGAUGAGAAUGUCUAACGAGAAUCUAAAACAGAGUUUUAUAGAAGAAGAAGAGAUUUUACCAAGUUUCGAGACUAAUGAUCAAGAUCUUGAAUUUUAUGUUCUUUUGGCCGAGCGAAGAGGCGCAGUCACGCCGGAGCUCGUGACCCUAGAGGCGGUCUCGCCAGGUUGGCGAGCAGAAGUCACGAUGGGUUCCAUUGAAGAAGAUCAAGACCUCUCAUCGAAGAAGGUUUAAUAUUACAGGUCUGUUCAAUUUCGAUCUCUUGGAUUCCAUUAAUCAAUUAGGUUUUGGGAA